CAUUGGCGUCACAUCUGGCCAUAUGAUCCCGAUACGUAUAGCGGUCUAGGAUAGCGAGAAGUCCGUGGAGAAGUCAGAAUGAUUUUUCAGUGAAUUAUCUGAAUUUUAUUACGGCGGAGAGUGAGAUACGUAAAGAAAUUGUACGAACCCUAGGAUUCGUUUCUCUUACGAAAGACUCCACGAUCUGUAAGAAUACUGAAAGAUACAAGGUUUGAUACGUUUGACAGUAUCUUGUACACACUAUUCCUGCGACAGCGAGAAUUUUUCCUUAUCUUUGAAUCGAAAACUGUUUCGUAAACUUUACGAAUUUUACGACAUUUCAUACUUAAAAAUCAACCGCCUGAAUCGUUUGCCUGAUGGGAAUGCAUAGUCUGUGACACGAGAUCUGUAAACGGUUCUUUAUUCCUUUGGAUUAAAUUUAGCUACCUGAUUAAAAUGGUGAAACUGUACGCACUAACAAUUUUGUACAAAAAUCCUACAUCGGUGAUGCAGCUAGCAGCUGCUUACGAUGUAGAGUCGUUUUCAUUCUUUCAGAAGAACAGUAUUAAGGAAUUCAUGGGCUUUGUCAGUAAGACUAUUGUGGAAAGAACACAGACAAGCGCUAGACAAAGCGUCAAGGAAGGAGAAUACAUGUGCCAUGUGUAUGUACGCGCCGAUAAUCUAGCUGCGGUACUCAUCUCGGAUCACGAGUAUCCUAGGAGAGUUGCUCAUACUCUACUCACGAAGGUGAUGGACGACUUUGCGACGAAGCAUCCACCAUCGACGUGGCCCACGUUGAAAGAGGUUACAUCUGAUUUUCGGCAGAUUAAUACGUACUUAGCCAAGUAUCAGAAUCCGGUCGAGGCGGACGCACUCACCAAGAUGCAAAACGACCUGGACGAAACGAAAAUUAUAUUGCACAAUACGUUAGAGGCGGCGCUCCAGAGGGGUGAAAAGCUGGAUGAUCUAGUCGCCAAGUCGGAAGGACUCAGCGCUCAGUCGAAGGCGUUUUACAAAACCGCGCGGAAAACUAAUUCCUGCUGUAGUUUAGCUCCUUAGGACGUUAAUUGUUUUCUUUGCGUUUUCCAGCGCUCUGACGCUUCAAUAUUUCGCGAUAAAUGUGACUUUGUAAUCUUAACUGAAGUGUUAUUUAUAUGAUUCACGGAAAGAAUGAAAGAGUGUGUAGCAGGAAGGGGGGGUUUAGCGAACGAAGAGAGACGCAACAAAGCAUGUAUUAGUUUAUCGAACGUAUUGAGAUUCCUCACUGCUGUGCACGUUGAAUCACGAAAUCAGAAGCGAGCGAUGACAUGCGAGAAGAAACGGACUUAUUCCGGUGUAUAGCGCUAAGAGAGCAGAAAGAUUGUAUGUACAACUUCUCGCUUCUGGCUUUUAAGCAGGAGCCUUGUCUUCUUUUGAAUUCCCGAUUUAUCGAGGGGCAAAUAACAAACUGCCGAUUCCUCCAAAUUAAGUGGAAUUUUUUAUAUGGAUGUUACACGCCCAUGGAAUACUGUGAGAAACGGUCCUAAGUAAUUGCGAUUACACACAGGAGAAUUACUUCCUAGACGUGCGAGAAAAUACGAACUGUAAUGGAAUUCGUGUAAGAUAAAAGAAAAAUUGAGUGUCAAAUGUCGCCUUAAACACAUUCCGAAUGUAUGUGUACCCUUUUUACGUGUAAAAAGAAUGCGAUAGCAACUAUGCAGGUAUGAUAAGAUAAUUUAAAUAUUCUCGAUUGGACGAUUUGUUCGAGUAACUAGUUUCCAGUUCGUCUAGCGUGGUUAGUAAUAAAGUAAUCAAAAAACUCGCGUGAAUUUCGCGAGAUGUAGUUGACCUUUCGUUUUUGAUAAACGAAUGACGCUUUUUGUAAUCGCUCUGUAAUAAUUUGUAAUCUCGCAAUUUUGCUACUACAAUUACAUUGAAAAAUCAUCCGUGUUGUUGUAUGUAUAUGGGAAACGUUGCACAUCUAGUUCCAAAGAAGUUUGUUUAAAUAAUUUAUCUGAUAUAUUUUCAAUUCUUAUCCUUUUUAUAUCGAUUAUUGUAUUAAUAGAGACCGUAAAUAUAUAAAAUGAAUAUUAUCGAUGUCUGUUGCGUUACAUAUUACAUCAAAUUAAUCAAUAAACAAGCUUGCGAUUAUUUGUGGUCUGAACGUGGAAGACUUUGAUGAUGUGUCUUAAUGAAAGAAAAGAAAAAAAAAACAAGAAAGAAAUGAUAUACAGGGAAGGUGAAGGCUCUUAUAUUUUCGAGCAAAAGAGGAAAACGGGCAGAUGAAAAUUCUAAGAUGCGGAUCUUAGUACGUAGUAGAUUGAAAAAGUAUUAUUGAUGUCUGCAACGAGCUGCGGUCCUCCUUUUAGGAUCUUGUUGAUCCGUUUUUUCUUUAGGAAAAAAAUGAUAUAUUCUGUGUAUAAUAUUUAAGUGACAAUUGUAAUCUUUAUACUGUGUAUGUGUUGAAGAAUGUCACGCGUGAGCCAGUAAAUAUAUUAAUAUAUUUUCAAAUCA
Dinoponera quadriceps is the source of this 2472-nucleotide messenger RNA. It is a transcript of the gene Ykt6, whose product is annotated as synaptobrevin homolog YKT6. Gene Ontology annotation, molecular function: SNAP receptor activity. The coding region runs from base 436 to 1038 and encodes 200 amino acids. Gene Ontology annotation, cellular component: Golgi apparatus. The record is from RefSeq and is a predicted model, not a curated record. The transcript has 5 exons. Lineage: Eukaryota; Metazoa; Arthropoda; Insecta; Hymenoptera; Formicidae. Gene Ontology annotation, biological process: endoplasmic reticulum to Golgi vesicle-mediated transport.